This is a messenger RNA of Zootermopsis nevadensis, 1785 nucleotides long. RefSeq lists its product as uncharacterized. NCBI's taxonomy places the organism in Eukaryota, Metazoa, Arthropoda, Insecta, Blattodea, Termopsidae. The record is from RefSeq and is a predicted model, not a curated record.
UGUUUCAGGUCGGAAAUGCAUUGGAAAAUAUCUGGUGGACAUAAUGAAACUGUUAGGAGAAAUGGCCGAUCAUCAUGGGGCAGUCAGCCAGCCUCUGUCUGGAAGUCGCCGAAACGCAGGAUAUCAGGGGACCUCAUCGAAGGUACAAAUUCGAACGAGAGUUUUCCACCGUCAAUUUUCAUGAUGCUGAAGAACCAUUUGGAUAUCAUAGGCAGGAAUGAGCCGAUACAGAGAAAAGCGAGGUUCUGGCAGUCUUACGUGAGGGCUCUAAAAGGCACGGACGAUAUGCGAGCUCAUGAUCGCGUCUCGUCCCGUCCACGUGGCGUCUUCCGACCGCUAUUGUCCGACUUCCCCGAGCUGUCGAGCGGGUGGCCUUACAGCAAGUCCAUUUACGACGAACCAAUCCACGCCGUAGACCGCAUCUCCGUACCGGGCUACCGCUACCUGCCCGUAUCUCGCGAGACCUACGGCUACUCACCGCGCAACCUCUACCCGGCGCCCUACGGGGGGCGCCUGUGUACGACGAAAAAGGCUUGGGACGACCACCUCAAUCGCCUGGCGGACAUUGAUCGUCAGUAUCCGAGCAAGAGUCCUUUGAUAGCGCGACACAUCGCACCAUUGCCCGAACGAGAGUCCUACUCAGCUGAACCCAAGGACAAAGUUGCUUACAACUACGCUGGUGUGCCUAUCUACAAUCGGGGAGGGUACACGCGACGUCCUUUGACGGAGCUGUUUAAGCCUUCCAGUUUCCUUCCUCUAUCACGACUGACAAGCGACCCUUGGUGGUGGGCUUACCCCUCUCUACGUCCUUACACUUUGCCCUUCAGCUGGCAUAAGAGUCCCUUCUAUCUACGUGACAGCUACUUGUCUCCCGUCAAGAGGACCUAUCUAUGGGGACAACAUCCUAUCAGGCCAUUUGCUCAUAUCUACUGAUUCUCUGACCUCCCGCCAGACAGCGCCACUUCAAUAUUACAGAUCAUUGGUUGUGUUGAAGAGCUAAAAGACUCACGUAUCCUGUUCUGAAUUGACACAAAUCAAAAUUCUUCAAGUUAAAUUAACUCUUCUCAUAUUUGGUUAACACACGUUUGUUAUCCGUCUUAUAAUUAGUGUUAUUUCUUCUUGGAUCUCAUUACUAACUCAGUAAUUCCAUUGGAAUGCGCGUCAGGAUAUAACUAACCUUUCCUCCCGCCAUUUUGCAGAAGGACUCAUUGUCACCUGUUGGUUAUAAAUGUAUAAUUCCAAUAUAAAGUCUAAACAAACCUUAAUUAUCCACUGGAAUGUUAUAUGUAUGCAUCAUUGUUGGAGUAAAUCAUUAAAAAAAAGUAAUAUUCAUAGCUACAUGUUCUCCGUAUUAAGAGUCAUCCCUUGUUUGGUUUCACAGCAUUGUAAUAUAGAUGACUGUUUACGUCCACUGGUUGUCUCAACAACCUGUUAAGACGUGAUUCCUAAAAUUUAAAAAUUAGACUUGGAAUAUGUUAUAUAAAAGCUAAUGUAUGUAUGAUUAAAUUCACUUCAGGUUUUAAUAUCUUAGUCCUGAAGAGACUCAGUAACUUUUUACUCGAAACAUAUUCAAAGGAAUAUAAAAGAGAAAUAUCUGAAGUCGGAGAUUGAUAUAAUGCAAACAAGAAACAAUGAGCAGAAACGUACGCCAUUUUACUUCAACACAACCAGCAGCAAGGAUUAUUUAUUCGACUGCCAAGACAGAAAUUCAUUUACAAGGUCAGGUGAUGACAUUCACUUAAAAUGGUGUUUUAACAUCUGAUCAUGUACAAGUAAUAUAUUUUU